Molecule: messenger RNA, 1257 nt
Organism: Auanema sp. JU1783
Lineage: Eukaryota; Metazoa; Nematoda; Chromadorea; Rhabditida; Rhabditidae
Source: the annotation of a GenBank genome assembly
AUGAUCUCUCUUCUUGGAAAGGCCCAGAGGCCCGUCGUGGCUUUUUUCUCAACCGGGCCACCUACAACUCCACAACAUCAAUUGCCAUACUCUCCAAAGAGUUCGGAAAGUGCAAAAUUUAAAAGAGGAGGAGGGGGAAGGGCUUCCUUCUCAGGAAACGUUGUCACCGUUUUCGGAGCAACUGGUCACCUCGGUUUGCCAGUUGUUAAUAGAUUAGCCAAAGUCGGGUCUCAGAUCAUCAUACCAUACAGACAAGACCCUUACUAUGUUAGAGAAUUGAAGGUACCUGGAGAGUUGGGUCAGGUUCUCUUCUUCCCAUUCGAGUUGAAAGAUGAAGAAUCCAUCCGAAAGGUUGUGAAGUACUCGAACGUCGUCAUCAAUUUGAUCGGAACCAGAGUACCUACCAAAAACUAUUCCUACGCUGAAACCCACGAAAUCGGGGCUCGCAGACUUGCUAAGAUUUGCAAAGAGAUGGGAGUUGAACGAUUCAUUCAUCUAUCCGCUCUUGGUGCUACUCCUGAGCCUGAGAAAGGACAUUUUGUAGGAAAGAGUGAAUUUUUAAGAACGAAGGGACUUGGAGAAAUCGCAGUUCGCGAGGAGUUCCCAGAAGCCACAAUUGUCCGUCCUUCUGUUAUCUAUGGCGAACUUGAUGGAUUCAUCCAGUACUAUGUCAGCAGAUGGCGUAAGACUCCUUUGGACCAUGUUUAUCUCUACAAAAAGGGAGAACACACAUACAAAAUGCCUAUUUGGGUAGGAGAUGUAGCUCACGGUAUUGAUCGUAUCGUUCGUGAUCCCACUACCGCCGGAAAAUUGUAUGAGUUCGUUGGCCCUCAUUGUUACCAACUCAGCGAACUUAUGGACUUCAUGUACAAGAAAGCUCAUUGCCUCCCAGAAUUUGGAUUCCACUACAAAAGACACAAUCUGCCCGAUCCAUACUUCAUGGCUCUCACACUUGCCACUGAACUCUACGGAAAAGUUUUCAAAUGCAAAGUCCCUCUCAAUCGCGAAUGGAUGGAGUAUAUCGAAGUUCAAAACGACGUGCUCUCUGGUGAACGAACUCUUGCCGAUUUAGGAGUCCAACGAUUGACUGAGUUUGAGUUUGCCGGAGGACAACAAGCUUUCUACCGUUCUUUCAACAAGUAUUACGAAGAACAAUACGGAGAACUACCUCCACCAUCCCUUCCUCUCAGAUCACCUCCUAUUGUACAGAAGAAAGGUCAAACUGUUUUCAACGAGAAGGAAGCUGUGUAUGUCUAG